Molecule: messenger RNA, 630 nt
Organism: Plasmopara halstedii
Lineage: Eukaryota; Oomycota; Peronosporomycetes; Peronosporales; Peronosporaceae
Product: mRNA splicing factor
Exons: 4
Coding region: 1-630 (209 amino acids)
Biological process (GO): generation of catalytic spliceosome for second transesterification step; mRNA 3'-splice site recognition
Cellular component (GO): catalytic step 2 spliceosome; post-spliceosomal complex; post-mRNA release spliceosomal complex
Source: RefSeq, a predicted model, not a curated record
AUGGCGCGUAAUGAAGAGAAGGCGCAGUCGCUGCUAAACCGAUGGACGUCUAUGAAGCAGGACUUUGCCGAUACUUUCAAGAAUCGAAGGCCGUACUUGACGUCACAGUGUGACAACCUUAAGGACGCAGAACGCUGGCGGCGGCAAGUCGUUCGUGAAAUUGCAAAGAAAGUGGCAGACAUUCAAAAUGGUGGUUCGAGUGAGCAUGUGAUUCGAGAUCUCAACGAUGAGAUCAACAAACGUAUUCUAGAAAAACGUCACUGGGAGCGGAGGAUCAUAGAGCUGGGCGGGUCUAACUAUCUAUCAACUCAGUCACAGGUUUAUGAUGCAGACGGCGUAGCGGUGACUGCAGUCGGUGGCUACAAAUAUUUUGGCGCUGCCAAAGACCUCCCUGGUGUCCGCGAGCUGUUUCAAAAGGAGGAGGUUGAGCCUCAGAAACGCACUCGAGAUGAUAUGUACAAGCACAUCAAGCCUGACUACUAUGGAUUUCGCGACGAUGAAGACAAGCAGCAGCUCCAAGACGAGGAAGAGGCGGAGAAGAGACUUCAAAAGUGUGCCAAAGAAGACUGGGACGCUGCUGAAGCUAAGCGUAGAGCCCAGAUGGAAGGAUUGGGGUUAAAAUCGGCGUAA